Aedes albopictus (Asian tiger mosquito) is the source of this 1530-nucleotide messenger RNA. RefSeq lists its product as uncharacterized. Gene Ontology annotation, molecular function: nucleic acid binding. Gene Ontology annotation, biological process: DNA integration. The record is from RefSeq and is a predicted model, not a curated record. The coding region runs from base 1 to 1530 and encodes 509 amino acids. NCBI's taxonomy places the organism in Eukaryota, Metazoa, Arthropoda, Insecta, Diptera, Culicidae. The transcript has a single exon.
AUGACUGACCACAAGCCACUGGUUAACAUCUUUAGCCUAACAUCCAUACCGAACCAACGACAAGAACGAUGGGUUCUAAAGAUGCAAGCGUAUCGUUACAAGAUAGAGUACGUUCCCGGCAGGAUAAAUAUAGCCGAUCCUCUAUCACGGCUUUCCGAAGUCCUCGAUAAGAAAUCCUUUGACAGGAGCUCUGAAGCGGAUCGUUGCGCAGUUGUAGAAGUUAACAAGCCAGCUGCCAUUACGAUGAGUGAAAUAAUCCAACGUUCGCAAGAAGAUGAAGAGCUGCAAGGUGUUAAAACUGCAUUGCACAACGGAGAAUGGGAAGGAGUGAUCAAGAAGUACGCACCGUUCAAAAGUGAGUUGUGCUUCGCCAACGAAAUCCUUCUGAGAAAGAACAGAAUCGUUGUCCCACAAGAUCUUCGCGAAGUCAUCCUAACCCUGGCCCACAUCGGUCACCCCGGGCGUGAAAAAGUGAAAAGAAGAUUGAGGGUGGCAGUCUGGUGGCCAGGUAUCGACGUCGCUGUGGAGAAAGUCUGCAAGGAAUGUUUCACCUGUCAACUCGUAGCUCCAUUCGAAAAACCAGAGCCGUUACGUAUCAGGGAUCUACCGAGUGCACCGUGGAUCCAUCUUGCGGGUGACUUUCUCGGUCCGCUGCCAGAUGGUACGUAUCUCUUCAUGCUGAUCGAUUUGUACAGUCGAUAUGUACUUGCGGAGCCGAUGAAGUAUACGACAUCGAAGGAAGUCAUCAGGUUUCUGAACGAAUCGUUCACUCGAAUGGGUUUGCCGUAUAUCUUGACUUUUGACAAUGCGAGAAAUUUCUCUAGUCAAGAACUGAAGGACUACUGUGUGGAUAGAGGGAUAAAGCUAACUCACACUACACCGUACUACCCGAGCGCAAACGGAGAAAUCGAGCGCCAAAACCGCUCCGUUCUGAAAGUAUUGAAGAUCAGCAAACAACAAGGAACCAUCUGGAAGGAAGCCUUACAGGAUUACCUGUAUAUGUACUCCGUAACUCCACACUCGGUAACGGGUGUUUCCCCGGCACAACUGAUGUUCGGACGUCGAUUCCGAGAUCUGAUCCCACAUAUGCAAAUGGAGUUGUGUGACGAUGAAGAAUUGCGCGAUCGUGACAGAAUUGUGAAACACAAUGCCAAGGAAUGCCGAGAUAGGAAGGUUGGAGCAAAGGAAUCGCAAAUCGAAGUUGGAGAUGAAGUUUUGCUCAAGAACAUGACUCCGCAGAACAAGCUAUCGUCGAACUUCCUAUCAACGGCAGCUAAAGUGAUUCACCGAAACGGAAACAGUCUUACACUGGAAACAGAAAACGGACAAGUCUAUAAACGGAAUACAUCUCACGUCAAACCACUUGUGAGACCAGCGGAAGGAAAGCAACAACGGUUGGCGGAAAAGAGUGAUGACAAUGAGGUUGUAGAACCUGUCGAAGAACCGGUUUCAUCCCAGGUAUCGGACACCCUGCAGCGACCUCGAAGAGAAGUGAGACGCCCAAAACAUCUGGAUGAUUUCCGUCUGUAG